UUUGCGCGGCUUGGCCAGCAAAUCUUUCUCUACACACCAUCAUCGACCGAGUCCAAUGCAGCAUCGGAUCCAGAGUCGGGGAUCGCCCAAGCGGACUUAAUCAUCUUCCGUUCAUGGAUGUACGCGGCAUCGCGGUACAUCAAGAAGUAUACCAAGACAUAUCAGUCAAGAUUUCCUUCAGCACCGAUUCUCCUUCUUCGAUAGGACGGGGCCGAUUUAUUCUGGCGGCCAACCUGGCCUCAAGAUGAGGAAUUGGAAUCCUGCUAUCUCUGUCGUUGAACAGCUCGUCGAA
Messenger RNA from Exophiala aquamarina CBS 119918, 292 nucleotides. RefSeq lists its product as uncharacterized. The record is from RefSeq and is a predicted model, not a curated record. Lineage: Eukaryota; Fungi; Ascomycota; Eurotiomycetes; Chaetothyriales; Herpotrichiellaceae. The annotation marks the transcript as partial. The transcript has a single exon.